Molecule: messenger RNA, 823 nt
Organism: Bursaphelenchus xylophilus (pine wood nematode)
Lineage: Eukaryota; Metazoa; Nematoda; Chromadorea; Rhabditida; Aphelenchoididae
Source: the annotation of a GenBank genome assembly
AUGGCCAAGAAAGACAAACGGAACAAAAAAGCAAAACCAAAGAAGCAAUCCGAAAAGAAGAAGGGCGGAGGAUUCUCUUGCUGUUGCAAGAAGAAGAAGGGUAACACCUUUCCUUGUAUUUACAAUUUCAUUCGUUCUUUAUUUCCUUGAUAUUCCAGUUCAAAAGCCAUCCCAAAAAGCGUCAAGGAGUAAAUCCAAGUCCAACCCUAAGAAGGCCUCCGCUACCACCACACCAGCCCGUCCGGCUCCUCCAGCCAACAACAAGAACAUCAACACAUCUCUCCGUGCAACUCCCCCUCCCAAAAGAAAUGAGCGGAUAGAAGAGAAAAAAGUUCAGGAAAAGAAGAUCGAGGACAAAAAGAUUGAAGAGAAGAAGAUCGAAGAAGUGACCUCCGUCAAAACCGAUUCAUCGACCUCCACAAACGACAAGACAAAGAGUACGAAGACGUCAACCGAUGCCGGAAAUGAGUCCGAUGAUGACAAGAAAAGGUCCUCAAAUAAGAAAAAGGGAUUCAUCGAGACUCCAGCUAAAAGCCCUGACGAUGAUGCUGUCGAGGAAGGAAAGAAGUCUCAUAAAAAGAAGAAAAAAGACAAGAAAGGAGAGGUCGAAAUAAAAAGUGAUAAGGAAAAAGAAGAAAAGGAAGAUGGGAAUGAAGAAAAGGAAGUAGAAGAAGAUGAGGGAAAGAAUGAGAUCGUGGUUAAGAAACCCAUCAAGACUGAAGAAUACAAGACUGUAAGUUUAAAAGUUAAAACAAUGUCAUCACUAUCAACUUUUAGAACAAGAAAGUUUUUGAGGAUCGAGUUGAUCUCGGACAAGCUCUGA